Molecule: messenger RNA, 3896 nt
Organism: Musa acuminata AAA Group (dessert banana)
Lineage: Eukaryota; Viridiplantae; Streptophyta; Magnoliopsida; Zingiberales; Musaceae
Exons: 12
Coding region: 346-3372 (1008 amino acids)
Source: RefSeq, a predicted model, not a curated record
UCAAGGAUCCGUUUCCACUUCGGAGUCCGGUCCAGUGUCAGCGUUGAACUUGGAUCCGCAGUUGGACGGAACCGGGUUCGGCCUCGCCACGAGAGUUAAAGAGUUCCGAUCCAGUCUUCAACGUCCCUCCUCCUCCUCGUCGCUUCUAUUCUCAAAGCGCCCCCGGGAAGAUCCAGCCGCGAUUCCAUCUCCCCGGUACCGAUCUCGAUCUGCGAUUCCGUGGAAUCCAUCUUAUCUCUCUCUCUCUCGUCUCAGAUCUCUGACAUUCUACUCGGUUUUUCUGGGGAAUUCGAGGUCGACUGCAGAUCCAAUUCUCUAUCGGUGGUUUAGUGUUUGAUUUGGAGGAUGCAGCACGUUCCGGCGACGAUUGAGGAGCAGCUCCUUCGGAAGGCGAUCAGGGAAGAGAGCCCAUGGGAGAAUCUGCCGAAGAGACUUCAAACAAUGCUGAUUUCAAAAGAAGAGUGGCACAAAAGGAUCAUAGAUUACUGCAUCAGAAAGCGUCUGCAGUGGAAUCAGUGUUUUGCACGUAAAGUCUGUAAAGAAGGAGAAUAUUAUGAAGAAAUGAUGUGCUAUCUGCGAAAGAAUCUUGCUUUAUUUCCCUAUCAUCUUGCGGAAUAUGUUUGUCGGGUACUGAGGGUGUCACCCUUCAGAUAUUAUUGUGACAUGAUCUUUGAAGUUCUUAAAAAUGAGCAACCUUAUGAUAGCAUCCCCAAUUUCAGUGCUGCAGAUGCUGUGAGGCUGACAGGAAUUGGACGUAAUGAAUACAUUGAUAUUAUGAACAAGUGCAGAUCAAAGAAAUUUAUGUGGAAGCUGAACAAGUCAAUUGCUAAGGAAUUGUUGCCCACACAACCUGUGGAUUUCCCAGUUGAACCAUGGUGGGGAGUUUGUCUUGUUAACUUUACAUUGGAAGAGUUUAAGAAACUCACAGAAGAGGAAAUGGCAACAAUAGACAAGGUCUGCAAGGAGGAAGUAAAUUCAUUUAUUCUUUUUGAUCCCGACAUUGUAAGAGGUCUUCACAAAAGGGGAUUGAUGUACUUCGAUGUCCCUGUUUAUUCUGAUGAUCGGUUUAAAGUUUCCAGGCUGGAAGGGUUUGUUUCAAACAGGGAACAGUCUUAUGAAGAUCCAAUAGAAGAGUUAUUAUAUGCUGUUUUUGUUGUCUCGAGUGAGAAUUCUACUGUUGCUGAAUUGGCUACUACCCUGCAGGCUGACCUUUCUCACCUGCAGGCUGCUGCAUCAUUUGCUUGUCGAUUGGGCUGGGCUAUAAAGCUUUUAGAUCCAGAAUCGAUUCUUCGAGAUUCUAGCAUUCCAAGUUCCCCUAGUAAUAUGCUAAGUGAUGAUGAAUAUGAUUCUAAUGCUAGCAUCAACUCAGAAAAAUCUGGUCAGCAGACUCAUGGUCUUGUAAUUGAAAAGAACAGAACAAUUUCUGGCACUGCUCAUGUGGCUUUUGUUGUUGAUGCCAAUAUUACUUCCUACUUAAUGAUGGGAUCUGUUUCACCAGGAUUAAAGUCUCAUGCUGUAACACUAUAUGAAGCUGGAAAGCUAGGUGAUUCUAGCAUUGCUGAACUUUGCAAGGAUCUUUCUACUUUAGAAGGAAAAAAAUUUGAGGGUGAACUGCAGGAAUUCGCCAACCAUGCAUAUAGCCUUCGAUGUAUUCUCGAGUGUCUUCAAUCUGGUGGAGUAGCUAAUGAUGGGAAGAAUGUCAGACCAAGUAACCCAACUGAAACACAGCAUUCCUUUAUUGAUGACAUUACUUCAGUUACAUCUGAAAUUGGUGUAUCUGAGGAAUCUGGUUAUUCUAAUAUAAAUGAAAAUGAAGCAAAGAUGUACCACAAUGAUGAUUCUUCUGACCAUGGUCAUACUAUAGUACCCCAACCGGACUCUCCAAAUGAAUCUGAUGCUGCACAUGUUCUUCCCAUGACAUCUUCAGGUACUUCAGCUGAAAAUAACACCUGCAAACCAGAUUAUGAAUCACAGAGUGAUAAAAAAGUUACAUCCUUGGAUGGUUCAGAAAAUGAUAGGACCAUUCUAAAACGAAAAAGGAAGUACCGUGUUGAUAUUCUUCGUUGUGAAAGCUUGGCUGCUCUGGCACCAGCAACAUUAGAAAAAAUGUUUCUUAGAGAUUACGACAUCAUUGCAUCUAUGGUUCCACUUCCUGCAUCAUCAGUUUUACCUGGACCAUCAGGUCCAAUCCAUUUUGGUCCACCAUCAUAUUCUUCAAUGACACCAUGGAUGAAAUUAGUUUUAUAUACGCUAGCGGGUAACGGACCUCUCUCAGUUGCUUUAAUGAAAGGACAGUGUCUGCGAUUGCUUCCUGCCCCAUUAGCUGGUUGUGAAAAAGCACUAAUAUGGUCUUGGGAUGGUUCCACAGUAGGAGGUCUAGGAGGCAAAUUUGAAGGAAAUUUUGUUAAUGGAAAUGUCCUUUUGCAUUGUCUAAACUCAAUGCUUAAGCAUUCAGCUGUGCUAAUACAACCUCUGAGCAGAUAUGAUCUUGAUGAUUCUGGAAGGAUUGUCACAGUGGACAUUGCUUUGCCUCUUAAAAACUUUGAUGGAACAGUUCAACCGAUAGGGUCAGACAUGGGACUAGACCCAGAAGGAGUUGCAAACUUGGAUUCAUUGUUAAUGGACCUUUCCAGCAAAAUUGAGUUAUUCACGGUUGGUUAUAUUCGCCUUUUACGAUUGCGAAAGGAAAUACAAUCAGACAUGUUGAUACCAGAUCUUGAAUAUGAAUGGUUUCCUUUGAGCUUGGAAUUUGGUAUUCCUUUAUUUAGUCCCAAAUUAUGUGGCAGAAUUUGUGAAAGGAUAGUUUUAUCACAUUUACUGCAAACAGAUUCACUUAGUGAGCACCAUGAUGCAAUGCAAAGUCUAAGAAAAAUAUUACGUGAACUAUGUUCUGAAUACCAAGCAACAGGUCCUACUGCAAAGAUGUUUUACCAAAUCGAACAUGUGAAGGAAUCACCUCGUCAUCUAAUCAGCUAUGCGAGCGGAAGAUGGAGCCCACUGAUGGAUCCUUCAACACCAAUCUCUGGAGCCCCCAGUGAAAACCAGAGAUUUAAGUUUACAAAUCGACAAAGGGGCAAAACAGAGGUUCUGAGUUUUGAUGGGAAUAUCCUCAGGUCCUAUGCACUUGCUCCUGUAUACGAGGUUACUACACGACAUAUUGAAGAAUCAACUUCUGGCAGUGGAGUAAAACAUGAAUCAGAUGAGGCAGACAGUAGAGAAGUUGUCCUACCAGGUGUCAAUCUACUGUUUGAUGGGUCACAAUUGCACCCGUUUGAUAUAGGUGCAUGUUUGCAGGCUAGGCAACCUGUUUCUCUUGUAGCAGAAGCUUCAGCAGCAUCUUCUUCUCUCCAAGCAACCAGGAUUUCGAUAUAAUCUUUUCUUGAACUACUUGCCAUGUACGACUUCGAUGAGGCUGGCAUGUCUUCUAUUGGUUACUUGUGCAGAUCGUUUUCUGCCUCUUCGAAGAUAUGUUGUUGCAAAGUUCUGAAUUUUCGUGUUUCAUAAAUUCUUUGAUUCAAACAGGGCCUUUUGCUAAUUCAAAAUUUUGUUACACCUGUAUCAUGAAAUGAGCAUGAAGGCCAUUUUCCUUCUAGGGGAAAGGUUCUGUUUUAAAGUUCUAAGUCCACAAUUUUCCUUUGUAUUUUGGGACAAUUUGCAUAGGUGAUAUUUCCUUGUGUGGAAACUUCUGCUUUGAAGUUCUAAAUCCACAAUUUUCCUAUGUAUCUCGGGACAAUUAGCACUAAAAUGUGAAUGCAUUGAGUUCUAUUUCCUAGGUGGUGCUAUUUCCAUGUCUUGUAUGAAUUCACCCCAAGGGGAAACCAACAAAUGGUCAUCUCCAGUUGGCGAGGUGAGCCAACUGCACAUGUUGAUUGUAAAGUGCCCUUCCAUUUGAUUUA